GUCGAAGCCCGAAGCAAGAGAGAGAGCAAAAAAAAGGGCUCUUCCUCUUCGUCUCGGCACCUCUCUCGAGCUCUCGAGCACGGAGCUCGUCCUCCUCCUCGGCCACCUCAACUCUUCUAGGGUUUCGUCUUAGGGUUUGGCUCUAGGGUUUUGUGGAGAUGAAGCCGGUGGUGGGGAUCGUGGUGUCGAACAAGAUGCAGAAAUCGGUGGUGGUGGCGGUGGACCGCCUCUUCCACCACAAGCUCUACAACCGCUACGUCAAGCGCACCUCCAAGUUCAUGGCCCACGACGAGGACAACGAUUGCAACAUCGGCGACCGCGUAAGGUUGGAUCCUUCACGGCCAUUGAGCAAACGAAAGCACUGGGUGGUCGCCGAGAUCCUUCGCAGAGCUAAAAUCUACGUCCCUCCGUCACCUGCGGCUCCAACUCCGGAUCAGGCGGGCACAGUUCCCAAACAAGCUCAAGCUAUGUAGUCAUCAUCUUGAGAUUCUCAGUAGACAAGAUCUCUCCUUAAUCAUCCUGUGUUGUUCCCACUCUAGUAGCUAAAAAUUUGCUCCUCAAUGUCAUCAUAUGGAGAUGGAUAUGGAUAUGGAUAUCGACAUGUGUAAUAUGAACCAGAUCUUUCCAAAUGUCUGAGAUUUUUCCUUCUAUUUGUGCUGCUUGUCCCAUAAUCAAUAUAGAUAAACACUAGCGCAAAAAUAAUGAUAACGGCUUUUUCUUCAA
Ananas comosus (pineapple) is the source of this 723-nucleotide messenger RNA. RefSeq names its product 30S ribosomal protein S17-like. NCBI's taxonomy places the organism in Eukaryota, Viridiplantae, Streptophyta, Magnoliopsida, Poales, Bromeliaceae. Gene Ontology annotation, cellular component: ribosome. The record is from RefSeq and is a predicted model, not a curated record. Gene Ontology annotation, biological process: translation. The coding region runs from base 159 to 473 and encodes 104 amino acids. Gene Ontology annotation, molecular function: structural constituent of ribosome. The transcript has 2 exons.